Messenger RNA from Linum tenue, 414 nucleotides. Lineage: Eukaryota; Viridiplantae; Streptophyta; Magnoliopsida; Malpighiales; Linaceae. The record is from the annotation of a GenBank genome assembly.
AUGAUAUCCACCAACUUCAUGUACUACGCUCAGUUUCCAGGGCCCGCCGGGGUAAGGCCGGGGAUGGAAGGAAUGGCUGGAAAACCGCUAGGCAGUGGCGGCAGAGAAACCUUUGGCAUGGAAGGAAUUGUGGGCAUGGUGGGAAUGGCGCCGGCGCUGGGGAGCGGCGGCAGUGUUGGUUGCGGCAAGGUGGGAAUUGCGCCGGCGCUGGGGAGUGGUGGCAAUGCUCCUCCGAACGGCAGGGAUGGGAUGGUGGGCAUCGGAGGCAGUGCUGCGGGUUUCGGCAGUUGGAGGAGCUGUCGAGCCGCCAUUCCAUUCUCCAUGUUGCAGAAUGUGACUGCGAGGCCGAGAGCAAAGAGGAACAAGUUGGAAGAAGAAGCCAUGUCUAGAUUUGGACUUGGUGGAGGUGUCUAG